This is a messenger RNA of Aspergillus welwitschiae, 1123 nucleotides long. RefSeq lists its product as uncharacterized. Lineage: Eukaryota; Fungi; Ascomycota; Eurotiomycetes; Eurotiales; Aspergillaceae. Bases 326 to 607 code for a protein of 93 amino acids. The record is from RefSeq and is a predicted model, not a curated record. The transcript has a single exon.
UUUUUUUUUUUUUUUUUCUUUCUGUUAAUUUUUCUCGUCCAGUGAUAAUUCAGUGGUGGUGCUGGGCUGCUUCACCCUCUCCCCUUUCAGCCCAGUGCCAGUGUCGGGGGAAUCCACUUCUGCGGUAGCCUCAACAAAGCAAACGAGACCGGCAGCAGAUGGGCCAGGCGAUAGUCAGGAGACGGUGUGUGUGUGUGUCUAGAUCGGGGGUCAGCGACGAAGAGUGGAUUCCUGGUGAAAAUAGUCGUCGUCCACAGUCUGCAUAGGCUCCAUCGAAGAAUAAUGAAAAACAAAAAAAGAACAAUUAAAAGAGAAGGCGUCGGUUAUGGUUGGUUUGGCGCGUGGAGGGUCAGCGGUGGAAACGAGACGGUAUCUACUAGUAGUAGUAGUCGGGCGGAAAGAGUGGACGGCGAGAGAGGAAGUUGUAGGCGUGGGUCAAGCAAAUCAACCAACGGAGGAGCGAAGCAGAAGAAAAGGAAAACGAGACAGAAGGAGGAGCGCGCGCGCCUGCAGUUGUAGUCUGGCAGACGGUGAGUGGAGGAUGACCGGCAGAAAAUGUCCACGGGCUGCAAGUCUCAAUGCAGUCGGGCAGCGUGUAACCGAAUGACGGUUGGCGGGAAAUUUUAUUCGGUUUUUCUGGGUUGAUUAUAUUUAUCUGGAUUGUGUGUCGUAGAAAUGUAGUAUUUGGUUGUGGCGGUGGUAAUAUGAUAAGGUUGGUUGUCUGGUUUCAAAAGUAGAGUUUCUGUUCCCCGUCGAGGCCUGACGAAGAGGGGGAGGGGAAAAGGCAAAAAACAGUGGAAGUAAAUGGGAAAGAGAAUAAGAGUGGAUAACCGAAUGGAUGGAGAGAGGCAGAUGGAAUCCAAGAUGUGGAUGGAGGGGAAAGAAAGAGACCAGACAAAGUGGGGUUCGAGGAUGAACGGACUGCUUUUUGACUUGUGCUAUGGAGUAGAUACUUUCUAGUCCGUAACACUAAUGGUGGGGAUGGUUCUGGGAGGAAUGCCCGAGAGGAUGGAAAGAAUACACAGAGUAGAUUGGAUGGAGGGCCUUUUAAUGAGCAGAUCCGUCAGUCAGUCAGUCAGUCAGUCAGCGUCUUCGGUCAGCUUUCAUUCCAUCAUCCCUGGAC